GGAGUCUCUGCCAGAUGUACUUAAGGACAUUGCUUUAAUUAGUUUGGAAGUGUUAAGCAAAAAGUAAUAUUGAUAAUUCUAGCUUUUCAUGGUCUUCAAAUGAGCAUUAUUUAGAUGUAUGUGUAUUUUUAUUUGCUGCUUGUGACAUUGUGAUUGUCCCAAAACAGAUUAAGCAAUACAGGCAUGAAUCUGGACAUAGCCAAACCUGAAGCAAAGACUUGUGGCAAAGCCCCCCUCAGAGCCACAGCUCCCAGUUCCCCACGAAAGGGUCCACCCAAGUUCAAACAGAGAAACACUCGUCAAUUCAAGAGCAAGCCCCCCAAAAGGGGGAUUAUUGGCUUUGGAGAGGAGAUCCCUGGAAUGGAGGGACUUGGCACUGAUAUCACUGUUAUCUGCCCCUGGGAAGCGUACAGCCAUCUAGAGCUACAUGAGCUCGCUCAGUAUGGCAUUAUUUGAGUCUCUUUGCUGUACAAAGAGAACAAAUAAAAAAAAAAGAAAUUGAGAGAUUAUUUUAAGCAAUCAUCAACCUGGGUCCCUUCUGGAUGGCAAACAUAAAGCUGGAAAUGUAUACCGACUUUAUGUAAUAUAUGUCUGCAUAUUGUGGAUGGUUAUUUUUGUAUGGUAAAUAUAUUGUCAUGAGACUCUCAAGCUGCCAUUUUCAUGCUCAAAAACACUGUUCCCGUGUCAUUGCCUGUGGCUGCAGUGGGAGCUGCAGCUUACAGAUCGGUUACUGGCCAGCAGGAGAUUCUGUCAGCACAGUUUUUUAUACCUAACUCAAAAUAAACCUUUGACUUUUUAAAAUGA
Molecule: messenger RNA, 804 nt
Organism: Girardinichthys multiradiatus
Lineage: Eukaryota; Metazoa; Chordata; Actinopteri; Cyprinodontiformes; Goodeidae
Product: retinal cone rhodopsin-sensitive cGMP 3',5'-cyclic phosphodiesterase subunit gamma-like
Exons: 3
Coding region: 184-456 (90 amino acids)
Biological process (GO): positive regulation of G protein-coupled receptor signaling pathway; visual perception; positive regulation of epidermal growth factor receptor signaling pathway
Cellular component (GO): photoreceptor outer segment membrane
Molecular function (GO): 3',5'-cyclic-nucleotide phosphodiesterase activity; cGMP binding
Source: RefSeq, a predicted model, not a curated record